AUGAACAACCGGCAGGUAUCUGAUCCUUCCACUCAGGAUUCGUUACCACAAUCAGAUAAUGGAGCGGUCGUAGUUACAAUAAACAAACAAGAGAAUGUCCCAGAUCUACCCUCUUCAAACUGGCAGCCUCCCUCAAAAACCAAGGAACAAACUUUUUCUCAACCGGUGGAUAUGCCUAACACAAGGAAUGGGACGUUUAAAACCGACGCACCUGCAACGCAUAAUAACGACGUUGAUUUUGCACCCAAGGAGGAUACUGUUGGAGCGGAAUGUGCCUCUGAGGAUCAUUUUACGAUACCCUCUCAUGGCACAGCUUCCUGUCCCAAUCAAAGUGCUACAAGGAGCCCAGUAGAGCAAAAUGGCACGGGGACGGAGAUUAGUCCCACCACUGUGAUACUGGGGACAGAUGGAAACAAUUCGGUUCUACCUGGCACAGUGACCGGGGACGGGGUAAGUGCCCAUUCCUUUAUUACUCAGGCAUGACGCGAGAAAAAGCAUGACCAGAACAUAGUCAAUGGCUGAUUUCAUUUGACAAGUGUAAACUGGUGUGCAGCCUAAACGAAUUUCACUUUCCUGAGAGCAUUUCGCUGGUGUUCGGUCCCAAUGUAUUGCUUACUGCAGAGCAGGGUGUUUUGGAGUAAUUUGUAACGCUGCAGGCCCUCUCCAUUGUUCUAUUCCCUGGGGACAUAUAAAACCAGAUAGCGCCCUUUGUGUGGAAGUGAUGGAACGCAUCAGGACUGUAGCCUAAUCCAAACAGAAUCAUUAGAAUUGAUAGGUAGAAUUUUCAAAUUCAGUGUCGAAGAACAAUAGUCCUACAUUUAUAAAUACAAAAAGUGUGAAAUGUGCAGGAAUAUAUCAAAUUGAGAGAGGAUCAUUAAAGACUUUUCGACAUCAAUCACUUAUAUUAGUUUUUUUAAAUAACACAUUUGAAGUUAACCGUUAAACGUUAAUUGCUUCCCCCAGGAUGAUGAUGAUGAAGGAGGAGAUGAGAAUAAAGCGAGGGGAAACUGGUCCAAUAAAAUGGACUUCAUUCUCUCAAUGGUUGGAUAUGCUGUUGGUCUGGGAAAUGUUUGGAGAUUCCCAUACCUAGCCUUCCAAAAUGGAGGAGGUAAAAGACACAUUUAUGUUGCAAAACAAUUUUUAUUCGUUUGUUCACUUCAUCAACUGCAUCUGCUUAUCUCAGGAAAGAAAACAGAAAAUAUUCAAAUCAUUAAUAUUUUUUGGGAAGAAAAAAAAAAAUCCCUAUCUGUUCAUUCAUUUUAGGGACCUUAUUCGUUUUAGCAUUUGACUAUUAUUUCAAUAGCCUAUUUUAACAAAUUAAAUAAUAAUAAAUAAAUAAUUUAUUUACAAGAAUAAUAAUCUUCAUAAUUACAAUAAUAAUUAUGUGAUUCGUUUAAUAAUCUAGUUAAUAUUAUUAAAUUAAACGAAUAAUAAUUGUGAUUCAACCACAAUUUACAUUUAUAUGUUGUGAAAUUACAUAUUUCCCGUCCAAUAAUUUUACCAUUCAGCCUAUAUUUCCUACAAAGCUGUGGUCGGAUUGAGCUGCCUGACAUUCAGUUUCGUUUCCACAUUCUUCCUGCAGGUGCUUUCUUGAUUCCUUAUUUAAUCAUGUUGGGCCUUGCUGGAAUCCCCAUAUUCUUAUUGGAGGUGUCCUUGGGUCAGUUUGCAAGCCAAGGGCCCGUGUCAGUAUGGAAAGCAAUCCCUGCUCUUCAAGGUAAGCCAAACAACAGCGAUCAUACUUGAACAGUAAGUAAGCAUAGUCCAUAAAACAUUUUUUUUAAUAACCUGUACAUUUCAGGUUCAAAAGAGUAAUUUCUAUAUUUCGUCUCAUUCGUUAUUUUAGGUUGCGGGAUUGCCAUGUUGAUAAUAUCAGUCUUGAUUGCCAUAUACUAUAACAUUAUAAUGUGCUGGACACUGUACUACCUGUUCGCUUCGUUGAAGGGCUCACUCCCCUGGGCGAACUGUAAGAAUGAAUGGAACACUCAAGAUUGUAAGGACAAAGACAUGCUUCUUCUUGGUAAGUAUUCAGAAGGCAGAACACCUUCCAAUUGGGAAUACAAGGAUUCAUUGUUGUUAGAAAUGUUUAUUGUGGGAAAAUACUGUGUAUUUCAUUUAUUCAGGGCUUUAAAAUCAAAAUACACUGUAUUUGAAUUGUAAGUCAUAUAAAUAGGCCACCAUCGAAAACUAUGGCAAAGCAAUAAUGUCAGGUACUGUAAAAAUGCUUACUUGACACAAUUCUUGCUGUAGGGCAGGCUACUGUGACGCCCUCUUGUGUCCAUCUGUUGUUCUUGCACUGCACAGUGGAUUUAUUCAUACCACCUCAAUUUUAGCCACCACAGAAGUGAACUGCUCACACACGCUACCACCCACUUUCUUUGCUUUUGCUCUCCUGUCAGAUUCAUGCAUUCUGCGGGAUGGGAAUACCAACUCUAUAAGGAAUACUACAUUCUGUUUGUCUGCCGAUGUCAUUGGGAAUCUGAGCAAACUCACUAACAUCACAUCUGAGAUCAACAAAACCUAUGUCAGCCCAAGUGAAGAGUAUUUUAAGUAAGUAUAGUUUAUUAUGUAAAAAUAAAAAAAAUAUCUGCUGUGUGUGUGACUGAAGUUAGAUUUGUCAGAGAAAAUGUGGGUUCGAUAAAAUAAUGUAUGCGCUAACUGUAAGUCGCUCUGGAUAAGAGCGUCUGCUAAAUGACUAAAAUGUAAAUGUAAAUGUAAAAUAAUAUCUUAUUAAUUUGAAGACAUUGCGUUGUAACCUGAUGUCUCCCACUCCCUCUCUCCAUGCAGGUAUAAUGUCCUGAACAUCUCCAAAGGGAUAGAAUACCCAGGGGACAUCCGCUGGCCUCUGGCCCUCUGUCUCCUCUUAGCCUGGGUUAUUGUCUACGCCUCACUGGCUAAAGGAAUCAAAUCAUCUGGGAAGGUAAUCUUUGUCACUUUCCAGCCAACGUGCUUAUAUUCAUCUUUUGAGGCUUUUCUUAAGAGAUAAAGUUGUUGUGGUUAUUGGUGUCUGUUUUUGGAUUGUUGUCUUUAUGUCUGUGUUGCUGCACUGAUUGAGUUUCCCCUCUAGGAUUAUUAAAGUAUUUAUAUUCUAUUUUAUUGUAGUGUAUUCUGUUCUGUUCUAUUCUAUUCUAUAGGUGGUGUAUUUCACGGCUACCUUCCCCUACGUGGUGCUGGUGAUUCUGCUGGUCAGAGGAGUGACUCUGCCUGGGGCUGGGGAUGGCAUCCUCUACUUCAUCACUCCCAAGUGGGAGAAACUCUAUGAUGCCAAGGUGUGGAAGGAUGCUGCAACCCAGAUCUUCUUCUCCCUGUCAGCAGCCUGGGGUGGACUUAUCACGCUGUCCUCCUACAACAAGUUCCAUAACAACUGCUACAGGUGAGUGGGGUUAAACCCUAUGGGACGGUUUCCCGGACACAGAUUCUCCAUUGAGUAUGCUUCUUACUCCAGGACUAGUCUUAAGGGGCCAGGAAACAUGCCCUACAUGCAAAGCUAUACUGUAGAUGCAACAACUUGUUUCAGACAGUUUCAGACUUCCUCCACUUUGAUCGACUGUCUUUGAUCUUUUAGGGACACCAUCAUUGUGACCUGCACCAACAGUGCCACCAGCAUCUUCGCAGGGUUUGUCAUCUUCUCUGUCAUCGGGUUUAUGGCUCAUGAGCUGAAAGUGCCCAUCGAACAGGUGGCUGAUGAGGGUAAAGAAAAACUUUAUUCUAUUCUAUUCAAUUCAAAUAACGUUUUGAAGUAACAUUAGUGUAACCAGACAGUUCUGUUGUCUUGUUGUGAUCCUGUAGGUCCUGGCAUAGCCUUCGUAGUGUAUCCAGAGGCCCUCACCAGACUUCCGCUCUCUCCCUUCUGGGCCAUCAUCUUCUUCCUCAUGCUACUCACACUGGGACUGGAUACCAUGGUAACUAUUGUUCUGCUUUCUGUUUUGUGUGGAUGUAAGUGUGUGUAUUUAAUUACUUUGGUGUCAUCGCUCCAAGUGUCGCAUAAGACCUCCACAAGGUCUUAGUGGUUGGUAAGACCUCCACAAGGUCUUAGUGGUUGGUAAGACCUCCACAAGGUAUUAGUGGUUGAUAAGACCUCCACAGGUCUUAGUGGUUGAUAAGACCUCCACAAGGUCUUAGUGGUUGGUAAGACCUCCACAAGGUCUUAGUGGUUGAUAAGACCUCCACAAGGUCUUAGUGGUUGAUAAGACCUCCACAAGGUCUUAGUGGUUGAUAAGACCUCCACAAGGUCUUAGUGGUUGAUAAGACCUCCACAAGGUCUUAGUGGUUGAUAAGACCUCCACAAGGUCUUAGUGGUUGAUAUGACCUCCACAAGGUCUUAGUGGUUGAUAAGACCUCCACAAGGUCUUAGUGGUUGAUAUGACCUCCACAAGGUCUUAGUGGUUGAUAAGACCUCCACAAGGUCUUAGUGGUUGAUAAGACCUCCACAAGGUCUUAGUGGUUGAUUGUAAGUGUGUGUAGUACCAAGAUCAUGUCAUGUUGCUUUCUGUUGAUUGACAGAAUCCAUUGUAUUAACUAUGUAUCUACUAUCCCUGUCUCAGUUUGCCACUAUUGAGACCAUAGUGACGUCUGUGUCAGAUGAGUUCCCCAGAUAUCUGAGGAAGUACAAGGCCCUCUUCACCCUGGGGUGCUGCACCUCUUUCUACAUCCUGGGGUACCCCAUGAUCACAGAGGUAAGGCCUAAUCUGAUCCUCAACGUGCGUCUGCAGUGUUCAGCGUGAAUGUGGGGGAAGAUGCCUUGAAAAGGCGCUGUGUAGAGCACUGCUCUACAACGGCUAAAUCCCGGCCCUAGUCAUUUUGUGAAUGCAGUAAAUGUAUUAUACAGUUUCGGUGUCUGAGUGCCACGUCUCAAACACUAAGGAGACACAGUCAAACCAAUAGAAUGACAUCGAGAGUCAGUGAGACUGUAUAGAGGACUGCUACGUUUUUAGUGCUCUGAUGGGUUUUGUAUCCCAUCCUGACAGAAUGGAAUGUAUAUGCUUCAGCUGGUGGACACAUACGCAGCCUCGUAUUCUCUGAUCAUCAUCGCCAUCUUUGAACUGGUGGGAGUUUCAUACAUUUAUGGUGAGUCGUGUGGUUUUGACAGGCACUGGUCCAGUGUUUGUACAGUUUUUUCAGUGUCGCAUUAUCAUUGUAAUGUCACCGUAUUCGACAGAUGCCUUAUUCGGCAUAGACCUUAUUCGGCAUUCCUGUAAACGUUUUCAAGAUAUGCUUUAAUUGAGUAACAUGAACCAUUAUCCACCUUGGUACUGUAUGUGAAAGGACUCAAACUAACUGGUGGUUGUGUUCUAGGUCUGAAGAGGUUCUGUGAAGACAUUGAAAUGAUGAUCGGGUUCCAGCCAAACAUGUUCUGGAGGGUCUGCUGGGCCUUUGUGACCCCCACCAUUCUCACAGUAGGUGCUACCAUCCCCAGGCCAAGAUUAAAUAUACUCUAUAUUCCAAUGUUGCUCUGUGUAAUUUUAUAUAGAACAUGUUGCUUUUGGCAUAAGACAUGGUGUUAACUGCAUAGAAAUAGAAUGACAUGGACAUUGUGCAUCACUAUACCACGUCCAUGAGUGUGUUAGUCCAGGGUUUCCCAAACUCGACCCUGGGGCCCACCCUGGGUGCACAUUUAGGGUAUUGCUAUAGCAUUACACAGCUGAUUCAAAAGAUUAUUUGAAUCAGCUGUGUAGUGCUAGGGUAAAAACCAAAACGUGCACCCAGGGAGGGCCCCAGGACCGACUUUGGGAAACACUGUUCUAGUCAAAUGCAGGGGCUUUAUCCCUUCUAAUAAUUAUGUUUCUAUGGUUCAGCUAAUGCUCAGUAGCCUUUAAUGUCUCGGUUGUCCCUGUCUUCUGUCUGUACUACAGUUUAUCCUGGGUCUGAGUCUGUACCACUGGAAGGUGAUGACCUAUGAGACCUACACCUACCCCACCUGGUCCAUGGUGAUGGGCUGGCUCAUGGUGGUGUGUUCUGUUAUCUGGAUCCCCAUCAUGUUUGGCAUCAAGAUGCACCUGGCCCCCGGCACCUUCAUCCAGGUAUGAGAUGAUUUACUGUAGCUUUCCCUCCGCUAAAGACAUUUACUGUAGCUCCCCCCUCUGCAAAAUACAUUUACUAUAGCCCUCCCCCCGCUAAAGACAUUUACUGUAGCUCCCCCCCCGCUAAAGACAUUUACUGUAGCCCUCCCCCCGCUAAAGACAUUUACUGUAGCUCCCCCCCCCGCUAAAGACAUUUACUGUAGCUCCCCCCCCGCUAAAGACAUUUACUGUAGCCCUCCCCCCCGCUAAAGACAUUUACUGUAGCUCCCCCCCCCGCUAAAGACAUUUACUGUAGUCUCCCCCUCCCCCCGCUAAAGACAUUUACUGUAGUCUCUCCCUCCCCCCGCUAAAGACAUUUACUGUAGCUCCUCCCUCCCCCUGCUAAAGACAUUUACUGUAGCUCCCCCCUCCCCCUGCUAAAGACAUUUACUGUCUCUCUCAUCUUCCAUGUUAUGUAAUGAACCAAUAAUGUAGCCUAAUAAUGCCCAAUGUAGCCUAAUGUAGCCUAAUGUAGCCUAAUGUAGCCUAAUAAUGCCUAAUAAUGCCUAAUGUAGCCUAAUGUAGCCUAAUGUAGCCUAAUAAUGCCUAAUAAUGACUAAUAAUGCCUAAUGUAGCCUAAUGUAGCCUAAUGUAGCCUAAUAAUGCCUAAUAAUGACUAAUAAUGCCUAAUGUAGCGUAAUAAUGCCUAAUGUAGCCUAAUGUAGCCUAAUAAUGCCUAAUGUAGCCUAAUGUAGCCUAAUAAUGCCUAAUGUAGCCUAAUGUAGCCUAAUAAUGCCUAAUAAUGCCUAAUAAUGCCUAAUGUAGCCUAAUGUAGCCUAAUAAUGCCUAAUAAUGCCUAAUAUAGCCCGAGGUAGCCUAAUAAUGCCUAAUGUAGCUUGAUAGUGAAAUUGAGAUGCUUGGUAAGAUCAUCCUAGAAAAGAGUGAAAAUAAUUGGAAUAUUCUUCUGAUGCUUUGUUACUACAGUUGUUCCAGGACAUCUGGCUCAAGGGACCAUGGUUUUUAUACAACAGUGUUUUAAUGGUGUCCUAAUAUGUUACCCUGGUAUUAUGACAUGUUAUGUAAUGAAUUUAACUAUGUUUUUUCCUACACAGCGUCUGAAGCUAGUGUGCUCCCCUCAGCCGGACUGGGGUCCCUUCCUGAUGAAGCACAGAGGAGAACGCUACAAGAACAUGAUCGACCCGCUAGGAACCAACUCCCUGGGGCUCAAACUCCCUCCUAAACACCUCCAACUGGGCCAGACCCAGUGCUAA
Molecule: messenger RNA, 7267 nt
Organism: Coregonus sp. 'balchen'
Lineage: Eukaryota; Metazoa; Chordata; Actinopteri; Salmoniformes; Salmonidae
Source: the annotation of a GenBank genome assembly